This is a messenger RNA of Sciurus carolinensis (gray squirrel), 5612 nucleotides long. RefSeq names its product SID1 transmembrane family member 1 (gene Sidt1). Gene Ontology annotation, cellular component: membrane. The transcript is spliced from 26 exons. The record is from RefSeq and is a predicted model, not a curated record. The coding region runs from base 562 to 3063 and encodes 833 amino acids. Lineage: Eukaryota; Metazoa; Chordata; Mammalia; Rodentia; Sciuridae.
AUUAUUAACAUCCUCAAUAGUUCUCUGCAAAAACGAAUUCGUGCACCCUCUUGGGGGAUAGGUUCUUUUGCUUUCUAUUUGCUCGCCUGCAGCCAGGGUGCACAUUUAUUUGAGAGGGACCAUAUUUCCUCCUCGAUGGCUGGUCAGGUCGAUUUUUCCAGACUACAGGAUAUUUCUUUUUAGUGUCUCCAAUAGCUUUUUUGUUAUUAUUUUUACUGAGGUAGAGAGGAAAGAGAUCUGUCUGGGUAAGUGGGAGAUUCUCUGCGAUGAGAAAGGGGAGACUUAGAGACAGGAGGGGAAAGCAGCAGCCCCCCGCCCCCACGUCUCGCAUUCCCCUUACUCUCCACCAGUGACCUCCCUUGGAGACCCCAGGCGGCACAUCGAUAUUUAAUCAGCCCUUCGCCAGCACGCUGCCAAGCACUCGCCGGCGGGGCUUGCCAGGCAUCGCUCUCACUGCGCUGAAGCCGGCACCCGGCUCCGCACGCGGCUUUGGAAGGACCAACUCCCGGCUCACCCCCUCCCCAGGGUGGCUCUGCUCCCGGACCGGGCGCUGCACCCACCAUGCGCUGCUGCCAGCGGCUCGCUCUGCUCUGUGCGCUGCCCUGGCUCCUACGGGUUGCAGCGCCCGGGCGCCCCGCGAAGCCCCUCACGCAGUCAGCAGCGCUGCGCGGCGCCCCACGCGACCCCGCCAGGGGCGCGGAUUUCGAUCACGUCUACAGCGGGGUGGUGAAUCUCAGCACCGAGAACAUCUACUCCUUCAACUACACCAACCAGCCUGGCCAGGUGACCGCCGUGCGGGUAUAUGUGAACAGUUCCUCUGAGAACCUCAACUAUCCAGUCCUCGUUGUGGUUCGUCAGCAAAAAGAGGUGCUGUCCUGGCAGGUUCCGCUGCUCUUCCAAGGACUAUACCAAAGGAGCUACAACUACCAGGAAGUCAGUCGCACCUUGUGUCCCUCAAAAGCAACCAAUGAAACAGGACCUUUGGAACAACUGAUAUUUGUAGAUGUGGCAUCCAUGGCACCACUUGGUGCCCACUACAAACUGCUGGUCACCAAGAUCAAGCACUUCCAGCUUCAGACAAACGUUGCCUUUCACUUCACUGCCAGCCCUUCUCAACCUCAGUAUUUUCUUUACAAAUUUCCCAAAGAUGUGGACUCAGUUAUCAUUAAAGUGGUAUCUGAAAUGGCUUAUCCAUGUUCUGUUGUCUCAGUCCAGAACAUCAUGUGCCCAGUGUAUGAUCUUGACCACAAUGUGGAAUUUAAUGGUGUCUAUCAGUCCAUGACCAAGAAAGCUGCCAUCACACUACAGAAGAAGGAUUUCCCAGGUGAGCAGUUCUUCGUGGUGUUUGUGAUAAAACCUGAAGAUUAUGCAUGUGGAGGAUCGUUCUUCAUUCAGGAAAAUGAGAACCAGACCUGGAAUCUACAACGAACAAAGAAACUUAAAGUGACCAUUGUUCCUUCCAUUAAAGAAUCUGUUUACGUGAAAUCCAGUCUUUUCAGUGUCUUCAUCUUCUUGUCCUUCUACGUUGGAUGCCUGCUUGUGGUGUUUGUUCAUUAUGUGAGGUUCCAGAGAAAAUCCAUUGAUGGAAGCUUUGGCUCCAAUGAUGGCUCUGGAAACAUGGCGGUGUCACAUCCCAUUGCUGCCAGCACACCUGAAGGGAGCAAUUAUGGGGCAAUAGAUGAGUCGAGCUCCAGUCCUGGAAGGCAGAUGUCCCCCUCUGAUGGUGGGCAGCCAUGCCAUUCAGACACAGACAGCUCCGUGGAAGAGAGUGACUUUGACACUAUGCCAGAUAUUGAGAGUGACAAAAACAUCAUCCGGACCAAGAUGUUCCUUUAUGUGUCAGAUCUGUCCAGGAAGGACCGGAGAAUUGUCAGCAAAAAAUAUAAAAUUUAUUUUUGGAACAUCAUUACUAUUGCUGUGUUUUAUGCACUGCCUGUGAUCCAGUUGGUCAUCACCUACCAGACAGUGGUAAAUGUCACUGGCAACCAGGACAUCUGCUACUACAACUUCCUUUGUGCUCACCCCUUGGGCGUCCUGAGUGCCUUCAACAAUAUCCUCAGUAACCUGGGCCAUGUGCUUCUGGGCUUCCUCUUCCUACUGAUAGUCUUGCGCCGGGACAUUCUCCAUCGAAGAGCCCUGGAAGCCAAGGACAUCUUUGCUAUGGAGUACGGGAUUCCCAAACACUUUGGUCUCUUCUAUGCUAUGGGCAUUGCACUGAUGAUGGAAGGGGUGCUCAGUGCUUGUUACCACGUCUGCCCUAAUUACUCCAAUUUCCAGUUUGACACCUCCUUCAUGUACAUGAUCGCUGGCCUCUGCAUGCUGAAACUCUAUCAGACUCGCCACCCGGACAUCAACGCCAGCGCCUACUCUGCCUAUGCUUCCUUCGCCGUGGUCAUCAUGCUCACCGUCCUUGGAGUGGUAUUUGGAAAAAAUGACGUGUGGUUCUGGGUCAUCUUCUCUGCCAUCCAUAUUCUGGCCUCUCUGGCCCUCAGCACCCAGAUCUACUACAUGGGUCGUUUUAAGAUAGAUGUGUCUGACACAGCAGAUUUGGGAAUUUUCCGGCGGGCAGCCAUGGUGAUAUACACGGACUGUAUCCAGCAGUGUAGCCGGCCACUGUACAUGGAUAGAAUGGUGUUGCUUGUUGUAGGCAAUCUGGUUAACUGGUCCUUUGCCCUCUUUGGAUUGAUCUACCGGCCCAGAGACUUUGCAUCGUACAUGCUGGGCAUCUUCAUCUGCAAUCUGCUGCUGUAUCUGGCCUUCUACAUCAUCAUGAAGCUUCGCAGUUCUGAGAAGGUCCUUCCAGUGCCACUCUUCUGCAUUGUGGCCACCGCUGUGGUAUGGGCUGCCGCCCUGUAUUUUUUCUUCCAGAAUCUCAGCAGCUGGGAGGGAACACCAGCCGAAUCACGAGAGAAGAAUCGUGAGUGUAUCCUGCUGGAUUUCUUUGAUGAUCAUGACAUCUGGCACUUCCUCUCAGCUACUGCCUUGUUUUUCUCAUUCUUGGUUUUGCUAACUCUGGAUGAUGACCUGGAUGUGGUUCAGAGAGACCAGAUCCCUGUCUUCUGAGCCUCCAGCAUUAAGAGGCAGACAGCAAAUGAUCCAUCUUGGUGCUGUUUCCUGAAGAAUACAGUGACUGCAGCAACGUGCCCACUGCCAAAUACUCCACCUGCCUCUGUGGAGUCAACUCUUGUUCACCCAGGAAGGAGAGGAGCUGGGGGAGAUCUAAACCCUAUAAGAAGGGAAGCAGAAAGGAAGCCACAACUGCAGACAGAGGCAAACCCUGAAAUGCUGAGAUACACCCAUCUGUGUCUGUGCUUACAACUCAGAGAGUCAGACACAGACAACAGCUACAUGACUGUCAACCCACUGUCUGGGACCCUCCCACUCUCACCUGACAUUUUAUCAGAACAUGGCUACACUCUUCCCUGAGCCACUGCCAUGCCUCAAAAGGCCAGCUGCUUGGAUUGCCUGCCUAGAAACCCUGGUGUGGGCUUCACACCUCUGUGAUUCCCACUGCUGUAGAUGUCCAAAGCACCAUCUUGUUUCUCCAAGGAAGGUCCCUGAGAACGUGCUUCUUCAGAGUAUUGUGGAAGGGGUGCCGAGGUGGGCCAAAGCCCCACUCUGCUGGAAUGAUUUCCUGGUAGCACCAGCCAGUCACCUCUCAGAAGGAAUACUGAAUGUUUCCCCAGGCUCCUGACACCAUGAGGACUCAGAAUUAUGCAUUGUCACACUCCUCUGAACAGGAAACCAUCACUGGGACCAAUGCCUGGGUGCUUAUCUAUUCUCAGAGUCUUCAUCUCACUGCUGCGUUGACCCUUUACUCUGGCUUCACCUUCUUGGAAAGACCCUGUUACUCCUUAGACCCACUCAUCUCUAAGAUGGGAGGAGAAAUGAGAAAAUCUCUUUUGGCAGUAGGAGGAGCAAGAAAAAUGACUGACAGAACUAAGAGACUGGAGACAUCAAGCAGACAGGCCUUGCCUUGUGAACUACUGGAGCAAAUCCAGUGAAGCAACAGUGCUUUCUCAGUCUCCAAUUCACACAGCUUAGUUUUGUGCCCACAUGACCUUUGGCAGAGAAAUAACUGUUCUAACCAGGGGCACCAAUCUACGGUUCUCCACAACUGAACCCCUCAACUGGCAUGAUCAAGGUUCCAGACUUUUUCCCUGAAGUUUUCAGACAUUACUCAGGAUGAACACAGUUUCCUCUGCCUCUCCGGUUGCAAAGAGUACAGCUAAUUGAGCAUUGUGUCUUGUACCUGCCUCCCCCCAGCAUGGUGUUGAAAAGCUUAGCGUCCUGGUUCCUGUCUCACACUGUCUGGCAAUUCUGCCUCUGAGAAGUCCCAUUUUAACCAAACUCCUUGUUGCUGCAAGUAUGUCGUAGUCAUAAAAUAGACAUACAAAUGUGUGCACCUGAGUGUUUGCUGGUGCAAUUGAAAUCACAUCUCAUCUCUGCUUUCCUAGUCCUUUGUUAGAGAAGUGGAUUGGGCAUUCUUUAAAUAUUUUUUCUCUCUCAAAUAUUUGCAUAAUGUUCAAAAACAUCCUUGGAAGUUUGAACAGCAAACUUUCCCUAAAUUUUAAAAACACAAAGAUGCUUCCUGUGAAAUAUUUUUUGUGUUCUUUCUAAAAAGCUCCUAAAUUUGUAAUUGCUCUUCUGUUAUUCUUUAUUCCUUAAAAAUUUUUGGUUUCCAUAGGUCACAUGAAGGCUACCAAUUCAAUAGUUGUGUCAUUCCAACAUGUAAAAAUAAUUUUGAACCUGUUUCACUAUGACUGACUUGGCAUAAAUUCUUUUACGGCACUCAAAGAAUCCACUAAAGACAUAUGAACAACAAAGUCCACCCAAGUAAGUAAAUGUUUCCAGAAGCUUGUUCAGGAACAACAUCAGUGAAAAUGGCAAGGGCCCCUGCACAAAGGGCCAGACCGCUGCAGUAUUCCUUGCUGUGUUCGGCUGUCUGUCUUGUACUAUAAAGUCACAAAUUGUGGUCAGUUUUGUUCUCUGCAGCAGGACUAAGAACCCAGACCAAGACUGCUUUUAUAAAUAUUAAUUCUAAGUGUAUGUGUUGCUAAUUCUUUCUAUAGCACCAAUCUUGUGGUUGGAGGACAUAAAAAAGUCAUGGUGUUGCAACUCUGGGAUUCAUGUGAGUGCUAGGUAGAGGGAGCAGCCAGAGCUUAGUAGCUUCAUGGUAUAUUUUUGGUAGGUAGCACAGUGCCUAUGCUAACUUCUGCCUAUGCUCAUGGAUUUGGUGUUUCAAAACCAAAAGUCAGGCUAACUCUGGAGGCCAAGUUCAGUGGGAGGGUAACUGAGAAAGCAGCGACUCUGAAGAGGCUCUUGGCAGAACCAGCCCAGAAGGAAUAAGAGCAGUUUAACUGGAGCAGGUCAGAGAUGUGGCAGCUAGAGGGUAAAACUAUGCACAUAAAAAAUGACCUCUUCACACCUCUGACAAAUGGGGCUGGAGAGGCAGCCCCACCUGUUACGCUGGAUGGCUGAGGGAUUAGCCUGGUUUUAUUUUAGCAGCAAGACAAGCCAGUGGAAAACCAGAGACUAUCUGGGGAAGGGACUUUCCAUGACUGAAGGUCAUCCCUGAUCCAGCUCCUUGGGGCAAACAGCACUUAAUUCGU